This is a messenger RNA of Penicilliopsis zonata CBS 506.65, 4672 nucleotides long. RefSeq lists its product as hypothetical. Gene Ontology annotation, biological process: chromatin remodeling. The record is from RefSeq and is a predicted model, not a curated record. NCBI's taxonomy places the organism in Eukaryota, Fungi, Ascomycota, Eurotiomycetes, Eurotiales, Aspergillaceae. Gene Ontology annotation, cellular component: nucleus. The coding region runs from base 56 to 4363 and encodes 1435 amino acids. The transcript is spliced from 3 exons. Gene Ontology annotation, molecular function: histone H3K9 demethylase activity; histone H3K36 demethylase activity.
GAGCUUGGUUCCCCUAGCUUAGGAGGCGGUAUCACUGAUUUUCGUUGCGCAGACCAUGGAUCAAUUCCGGGAUUUUCAAGCCUUUAUCCAGAAAGUUGACAAAUAUGGCAUGCAAUCGGGCAUUGUCAAAGUCAUCCCCCCAAAGGAAUGGACCGGCUCCCUUCCUGCCCUCGACGAAGCCGUCAAGAAGAUCCGGGUGAAGAACCCUAUCAUGCAAGAGUUCCAUGGCUCGCAUGGAACGUACACCCAGGCCAACAUCGAACGCCAACGCUCCUACAAUCUACCCCAGUGGAAGGCGCUGUGUGAGGAGAGCAGUCAUCAGCCGCCUGCCCGUCGUGGUGAGCGCCGUCGCAACCAGGAGCGUGCGCCGCGUGCAACCCCGACGCCGCGGCCGGCAACGACACGCUCCUCCGAACCGCAGCAGAAACGUGGACCCGGUCGCCCACCGAAACGGUCAAACCAGCAGCAACAACAACAACAACAACAGGUUAAGAUCAAGGAGGAGCCGCCCGCCGAUGAUGGCCUGGUUGACAAGACCAAGCCUGAAGGCCCGCCCACUCCCGUCUCGCCCGAGUCAAACCCGGUGGAGGCCAAGUCCGAGGAGCUGAGCGAGGGGGAGUCCCUGCCUGCGCCGAAACCCAAGGGCCGGCAACCUCGGUCUGUGACUGCGCGGCGCAAAACCAACAACCGCGGUGAUGCCAUCGAUGCCAUCGAUGAGGAGGCGUUCAAGGGGUUCGACUACCACAUCACCGACGGCGAGGACUAUACCGCAGAACGGUGCGAGGAGCUGGAGACGGCCUACUGGAAGUCGCUCAUGUUUAACAACCCGCUGUACGGGGCCGACAUGCCGGGCUCGCUCUUUGACGACUCCACCACGUCCUGGAACGUCGCACGGCUGCCCAACCUGCUCGACGUGCUGGGCCAGAAGGUCCCCGGUGUCAACACAGCCUACCUCUACCUGGGUAUGUGGAAGGCGACUUUUGCCUGGCACCUGGAGGACGUGGACCUGUACAGCAUCAACUACAUCCACUUUGGCGCUCCCAAGCAGUGGUACAGCAUCUCGCAGGCCGACGCCCCGCGCUUCGAGCAGGCGAUGCGCAGCAUCUGGCCCAGCGACGCCAAGAACUGCGACCAGUUCUUACGCCACAAGACCUACCUCGUCUCGCCCAGCAUCCUCAAGUCGCAGUACGGCAUCACGGUGAACCGCCUCGUCCACUAUGAGGGCGAAUUCGUCAUCACAUAUCCGUACGGCUACCACUCGGGCUUCAACCUAGGCUACAACUGCGCCGAGUCGGUCAACUUCGCCACGGAGCAAUGGCUCGACUACGGUCGCAUCGCCAAGAAGUGCCACUGCGAGGCCGAUAGCGUGUGGAUCGACGUCGAGGAAAUCCAGCGGAAGCUGCGCGGCGAGUCCACUCCGGAGUAUUACUACUACGGGGAACUCGAAAGCGAGCUGGAUGAGAUGGACGGCGCCUCGGAUCUUCUCACCCCGCCCCGGAGUGUCCCUGAGAAGGCCGGGAGCAGCAGUAGUACCAUCACCACCACCACCACCACCACCACCACCGGCGGUAGCACUCGCGGUCGCAAACGCAAGCUUGAUAACGGUGAGCCGCGCACCGGCAAACGCACUCGCAUGGGCCCAGAUGCUUCACGCAAACUUCCCUGUGUGUUGUGUCCCAAUAAUCUGGAUUACGAGGAUCUGUUGCCGACCGAGGAUGGCAAGGCGCACGCGCACCGGCGCUGUGCACUGUACAUCGAGGAGACGACCAUACUGCGCGAUGGGACCGGUCGGGAGGUCGUCUGCGACAUCGACCAGAUCCCCAAGGCUCGUCUGGGCCUCAAAUGCCUCUUCUGCCGCGAGGUGCGCGGCGCCUGCUUCCAGUGCAACUUUGGCAAAUGCACGCGGGCGUACCACGCCACCUGCGCCCUCCUUGCCGGCGUCCAAGUCGAGAUGGGCUCGCUCGCCGUCGUGGCCGAUGACGGGCAGACCUACUCGGUGCCCAGCGUCGAUCUCAAGUGCAAAUUCCACCGGCAGAAACGCCAGGCCUGGUACCCCGGCGAAACCGCCGACACCGACAAGCGUCUGAUCGAACGUGCCUCGCGUCUCAUCCAGGGCGACCUGGUCCAGUUCCAGGCCGACAAGGAGAUCAACGGAGCCAUUGUCCUGCAGAACCGACCGGAGGAGCGGACAGCUCUUCUCAAGGUUCUCCCACGGGGCGACAUCAUCGAGCUCCCCUACCGCUGGAUGCUCAUCGUCCGGCGCAGCAACUUCCCCCCUCUGCCCUCCGGCAUCGCACCCCUCCCAGCGCAUCUCGCGCGUAAGCCGGACCCUCGCCGCGAUCUCGACACGGGCCUGCCCCUGCCCGGGCGCCCAUUCUGCGACGCCGAUGCCCCCUAUCAGUGGGCCGAAUUCGAGUCGGUCGCACUGCGGGCCUCUUCUGACGCUGCCCCACCGGUGCUGGUCGACCUUGACCGGCACGAGCAGCUGUGGCAUUACCUGGGCGCCUCGUCGACCGAGUGUAGGGCUCAGUAUACGCACAACCCUAGCCUGCCCGUCCACAACCCGCGGGCCAAUUUCCUCGAUAGCGUCAAGUCGCUGGGCGCCCUGGCCGCUGCCGGCCGUCUCCCCCCCUCGUCCUCCUCCUCCUCCUCCUUGUCUUCGUCGCACCCCCACCACCAUCUUUAUGCUGCUGUUACUGCUGCUGCUGCUGCCCCUCCUUCCUCGCUCCCGUUGCAGCAGCGCCCUCCCCCCUCUGCUGCUGCUGCUGCGAUGCCUCCUGCCUACCACCGAUCCUUGCCUAAUAAUCGCAAUAAUAAUUCCCUUCAUCAUUCUCAUCAUCAUCAUCAUCGUCAUGCUCCUUACCCGUCCGUCUCCGUGGCAAAAACCUUACCGCCGCACCAUCACCUCACCACCACCACCACCACCACCACCAACAACAACAACAACAACAACAACAACAAUCAUAACAACAACAACACUACUACCGGUGGAAAUAAUGGAGUUAACAAUGGGAUCGGUGGUGGUAGUGACCUACCCACCCACACCUUUGCCAACGUUCGCGAACUCAUCGCCCGUCGUCGGCUCGCUCAGAUCACGGAACAUGCAAAUGUGUUUGCGGGUUAUCCGAUCAUCAGCCCGGAACAAGUCGUCGAGAUCCUGUUGGGACCCAUGGGUUCCGUACCACCACCCACAGGACUCGAAAAAUUGGAGCUGGCCAUGGCCCAGCGUCGCGUCCAGCCGCGGGCGGCGGACGGCACCCUACUGCCACUACAGCCGCUCAACAUGCGAUCCGAGGAGGUGACCCGUCUGCUGCAGAUGUUACGUUUCUCGCUCGUCAGUCACCGUGAACGGCUGGAUGUCCUGCACAAGCGGGACGCCGCUCGUCCCGAGACCACCGUCGACAAGGCCGCCAUCACCGCCGCCAAGUUGCCGGGCAAGUACGCAUACCUCGACCAGCAACGCACCCAGGUUCCCACCGUCUACCAGUCCCCCUACGACAUGCCCUCCGGCUUCUCCGCCUACGCUCAGCAGACUUACGGCCUGGUGCCCGCCCCGCCCGCCCCCGACCGCCCCGUGCUCCCGUCGCUCGCCAACGACUUCUUCGCCCGUCUCACCCCGGACCAGCAGGAGCUCAUCCUCCGCACCUGUGGGAGUUUCGUCCAGCAGCGCGCCACCUCCUCCCGUCAUCACAGCCGCCAGGGUUCCUCCUCGUCCAACCUGCGCCUGUCCGCCGCCCUCGCCCGUCAGACCGACCACCCAAUCAUCGACAUCACCCCGGCGGCGGCUGCGACCGGCGGCGGUCCCACCAUCAUCCUCGAUGCUGACGGCUCCGAUGUGCACCCCUCCCUCCGACCCAAUGACGAUGGCAGCGAUGGCCACCACCUGAACCACCACCACCACCACCAUCCUCAACAUCCUCAACAUCCUCAACAUCAUCCUCACCUUCAUCAUCCUCAUCUCUCUACUCAUCAUCUCUCCAGUCAUCAUCAUCUCUCCCUCGCCGCUCUUGACCCUCCGCUGCACGCCGACUCCCCAACCUCCAGCUUCAGCCGGUCGCAUCUACGCUUCCCGUCCCCAAACCAUGACUUUGUCCCCCACGCUGACUCGCAAGAUCAUCAUGAUCUCUUCGGCGACCAACAGGCCAACACGCGGUUCUGGCAACAUGGUCCUUGGGCGGCGGGCGAUGGUAACACCCCGAAUGAGGAAAACCGUCCCUUCUUCGGCCCCCACGAGCGCCUGAAGCACGACUACGCCUCAUCCGACAUCUCCCUCGGUCGCGGGCCGGGCUCCCUUCACUCCGUCGAUAUGGCUGGUUUCGGUCUCGACGUGCCGGACGAUCUCUGCGCCGACUUGAGUCCAUAGAGAGAGAGAGAGAAAAGAAAAUGCCUCCCUUUUUUUUUUUUUUUUCCUUCGCAUCUUCCCCCCGCAUUACACACUUUUUUUUGGCCUCGGAGUUGACUCGCAUCUUUGUAACGAUGUAUCCGGACUGACGACUGCAUGAAUGGGCGUUUCUUACCUUUUUAUUUUCUUCCUCCCUGCAUGUUCGCGUUUGAUUUUUUUUUUUUUUUCCUUCCCCUCCCUUCUGUUCCCGUUCCGAUGGAGUUGAUGCUAGCUGGCUGGUUGAGACUUGGUCGGCUCUUGUCUCCCGCCUCCAGACUUGGUCCUCCCUGG